AUUUCACCGACACACACCCAAAAUGUCUUCUUCCUCGACUUCUCCUAUACCACUUCGCAUCCUGCUGGUCGGCAAUGGCGGAAGAGAGCAUACUCUCGCCUGGAAGCUCGCCCAGAGUGCCCGAGUCGAAGUCAUUCACGUGGUGCCUGGCAAUGGGGGAACGGCUGGCGUCCCCAAAUGUCAGAACAUCCCCGACUUGAACCCCGACCGCUUCUCCGACCUCGUUGCUCAUGCCAAAGCACACAACCUCAACUUCCUCCUCCCCGGCCCCGAAGCUCCUCUCGUUGCGGGCAUCGUCGACUACUUUGCCCAGCAUGCCCCCCACAUCAAAGCCUUUGGCCCUUCUCUGGCUGCCGCGCGAAUGGAGGGGAGCAAGACGUUUAGCAAAGACUUCAUGAAGAAGCACAACAUCCCGACUGCUCGCUACGAGAACUUUUCCGAUUACGAGCAAGCAAAGAAGCACCUGGACGACAUUGACUAUGAUGUGGUGAUCAAGGCUGACGGGUUGGCUGCUGGCAAAGGCGUCAUCAUCCCGCAGACCAAGGAAGAAGCACAGGCGGCCUUGAAGGAAAUCAUGGUGGAUCACGAGUUUGGCAGUGCUGGAAACAGUGUGGUCAUUGAGGAGUUCCUGACGGGAGACGAAAUCUCCAUUCUUUCCCUGAGCGAUGGCACAUCCAUCCUCAGUCUCCCACCAGCACAGGAUCACAAGCGUAUAGGUGAUGGUGACACGGGCCCCAACACUGGAGGCAUGGGAACCUACGCGCCCACGCCUGUCGCUACAAAAGAGCUGCUGGAAGAGAUUGAGCGAACCACAUUGAAACCCACAAUCGACGGCAUGAAGGCAGACGGCAUGACCUUUGUCGGAUGUCUCUUCACAGGUUUCAUGCUCACUCCAAACGGGCCCCGCGUGCUCGAGUACAACGUCCGUUUCGGCGACCCAGAAACACAAUCCUGUCUCGCACUUCUCAAAUCAGACCUUGCAGAGCUCAUGCUAGCCGCCACAAACGGCACAUUAUCCUCACAAACAAUCGAUAUCGCGCCUCUGAGUGCCUGCACGGUCGUCGUAGCCGCCGGUGGAUAUCCCGGAAAGUAUCCCAAAGGCAUUCCAAUGCAAAUUGAAAAAGCCAACGAAGUCGAAGGCCACUACACCUUCCACGCUGGAACUGCAGUCAAAGAUGGACAGCUCGUGACAAGCGGUGGACGUGUCAUUGCAGCCACAGCGACAGGCAGCACAUUGCGAGAAGCAGUCGACAAGGCGUACCAUGGUGUGCAAGGCAUCAAGUUUGAGGGAAUGCAAUAUCGAAAGGAUAUUGCUCAUCGUGCUUUACGAUGAUGAGUACCAAAGUAGUUAUGACCACCCGAGACUAGAACUAGAUCGCUUGGAGCGAGUCCGCUAGUCAUUCAGCCAAGCAUGGUAGAACCAGGAAAUACAAGGCUACUAUUGCAUCAAAAGAAGUGAAGAAGAUACAUC
Sphaerulina musiva SO2202 is the source of this 1471-nucleotide messenger RNA. RefSeq names its product phosphoribosylamine-glycine ligase. The transcript is spliced from 2 exons. Gene Ontology annotation, biological process: purine nucleobase biosynthetic process. Bases 23 to 1333 code for a protein of 436 amino acids. Gene Ontology annotation, molecular function: ATP binding; phosphoribosylamine-glycine ligase activity; metal ion binding. The record is from RefSeq and is a predicted model, not a curated record. NCBI's taxonomy places the organism in Eukaryota, Fungi, Ascomycota, Dothideomycetes, Mycosphaerellales, Mycosphaerellaceae.